CGUCACUGACGCAAACAGAUCGCGCCGGAAGUGCCUGGUGUGGCGCUGGAAACGUGCUGUGGCCGGGAGACGGAGGGGAAUGAUCCGGGGGCCAUGGCGAGCCCCGCUGUACACUUCAAAACAAACUAUGCUGUUUCCAGCAAGAUUGAACCAUUUUACAAAGGAGGAAAAGUACAGAUAAAUAAAGAUGGAACGUACAUGUUCUGUACUUGUGGAACGAAGGUUAAUAUCGUUGAUAUCGGAACAGGAAAGGUGACAAGGAGUAUUGAACAGGAGGAUCAAGAAGACAUUACCUGCUUCAGUAUCAGCCCUGAUGAUGAGAUAUUGGUGACAAGUAGUCGUGCCUUACUCCUGAAACAGUGGGAUUGGAAAGAGAAUGCUUGUACACGUACUUGGAAAGCUAUUCACACUAGUCCAGUGGCGAGCAUGGCUUUUGAUUCUACCUCAACGUUAUUGGCUACAGGAGGAUGUGAUAGCACAAUCAAGAUUUGGGAUGUCAUCAAGCAGUACUGCACGCACAAUCUGAAGGGUUCCUCUGGAGUGGUUCACUUGGUUGAAUUUCAUCCUGACAUAUCACGUCUUCAGCUGUUUUCCUCUUCGAUGGACUAUAAGAUACGGCUCUGGAACCUCAGCACCAGUAAAUGUAUGAUGGUGCUGGAUGCUCACUACAGCACUGUGACUUCCCUGGCAUUUACUUCAGAUGGAAAUACACUUGUCAGCUCCGGCCGAGAUAAAAUCUAUAUUGUAUGGGACUUGAAAACAUACAAAUCAGAGAGAACAGUUCCUGUGUAUGAGACUGUGGAAGCAGUAGUGUUACUACCGGAGAACGAAGAUUUCACUGCCUUGGGAGUGACGGGCAAAGAACCUCACUUUAUCACAGCAGGCAGUAAAGGGAUCCUCCGAGUUUGGGAAGCUUACUCUGGAAGAUGCGUGUACUCACAGUGUGUGCCUGGUAAACUUCAGAAAGAUACUGAAGGGGAUGCGGAUGAGCAAUCUCUGACCCACUGUGCCAUUGUUCCAGCAACGCAGAAACUAACCACAGUAACUGCUGAACACAAUAUUCUCACCUAUGACCUAUGCACUUUGAACCUUACGCGCCAGUUUGUAGGUUAUAAUGAUGAGGUGCUGGAUGUAAAAUUUUUGGGUCUAUCUGACACACACAUUGUUGUGGCCACCAACAGCCCACAGCUGAAAGUAUUUGAGCUUGCAACGUUAAAUUGUCAAAUUCUAUAUGGACACACAGAUACCGUAUUAGCCCUGGAUGUGUUUAAGAAAGGCACCAAAUUUGCCAGUUGUUCAAAGGACAAAACCGUUCGAAUCUGGAAAAUGAGUAAAACGACUGGAGAAGUGAACUGUGUGGCACAAGGCCUAGGACAUGCCCACAGCAUCGGUAUUAUUUCUUGCUCACGAUUGAAAGAAGGCUUCAUUAUCAGUGGGAGCCAGGACUGCACCCUAAAGCUGUGGAAUCUUACAAAGUCCAUUGAGGUUAACAGUAAGAAAGCCGCAGAACAUGAAAUCUUUCAUGCUGAGUUGACUGAGAAAGUUCACGACAAGGAUAUAAACAGUGUGGUAGUCUCUCCAAAUGACAAGCUGGUGGCUACCGGCUCACAGGACAGAACAGCAAAGCUCUGGUCCACGUCUGAUUUCUCACUCAUCGGAGUGUUUCGAGGUCACACCCGUGGAAUUUGGUCGGUCCAGUUUUCUCCGAUGGACCAGAUCCUAGCUACCUCUUCAGCAGAUGGCACUGUCAAACUCUGGGGACUUCAGGACUUCAACUGCUUAAAGACAUUUGAAGGCCAUGAUGCUUCUGUACUGAAAACAGUUUUCGUGAGUCGUGGAACUCAGCUGUUGACAAGCGCAUCUGAUGGCUUGCUGAAACUGUGGACCAUCAAAACUAAUGAAUGUGUUAAAACAUUAGACGCCCAUGAGAAUAAGGUGUGGGGGCUCCACUGUAAUAAGAAAGAUGAUAUGGUCGUCUCUGGAGCCACAGACUCGUGUAUAAUUAUCUGGAAGGAUGUGACAGAGAUAGAGCUUGCUGAAGAGCAGGCCAAACAGGAAGACCAGAUUUUGAAGCACCAAGAAUUAUCUAAUUUAUUGCAAGAGAAGAAAUAUGUGAAGGCUUUGGGAUUGGCAAUUUCUUUGGACCAACCUCAGACUGUGCUUACGGUAAUUAAAGCUAUACUUGGUGAAGCUAAGGGACGUGAAAGGCUGGAAUCAACAAUCCUCAAGUUGCGACAAGAUCAGAAAGAGUCUGUGUUAAAGUUCUGCACUGUAUGGAACACAAAUUCUAAACACUGUCAUGAAGCUCAGUCUGUUGUCCAGAUCCUCCUACAAAAUGAAACUCCUGAGCAACUUCUUCAAUACAAUGGGAUUAAAGGUGCUUUGGAAGGAUUAAUCCCUUAUACUGAGCGACAUUUCCAGAGGGUGAAUAGACUGUUGCAGGCCUCAAUGUUUCUGGACUAUAUGUGGCAGAGUAUGAGACUGACUGGAGGGUCCUGUGACUCAGACAUACACAUUGGGGGCAUGGAGAUUGACCCGUUCUUUUCAAUGGACAAAGCAGCCAUUGGGGCCGGAAAAGCUGCAAUUAUUCCAGGAUCCGAUUGCCCCCAGGGGAGCAAGAAGCAGGAGGUUGGGAAAAAUGCGGAUAUUGACAGUGACAGUAGUGCAUCAAACAGUGGAAAUGGCCACAAGCAAAAACACCUGCUGUCAGCUUGUGAGCACCUCAAAGAGAAUUUGGAGCCCGCAGCAGAAAGUCAGAGUGAUUCAGAGGAAGACAGAAAAUCCGGUGAACAAAGAGCAAAGACACCUGUAAGAAAAAUAAAGCAAACACCGGCCAGUGUGAGGAAGAAAACAAAAUCUCUCCCAAUGAAUUGAUGCUGUGACAGUGUGCCUGACAUGCUGUCAUCUUUUGGAUGUUCUGUAAACUCCCUUUGUUAAUUGAUGUACGUUUGAUGAAAUUGAUCUGACUUUGAAGCCAUAUGAUAUAACAAGUAGAGAUUUAAGGCACGUAUAUUCUGAGUUACAAAUUCUUUGUUACUGUGAGAGCAGCAGUAUUGCCUUUUUAUAAAACAAAAGACUGGUUUUAUAUUUGAGAACGGAAAUUUAUAAUAAAGUCUCCAUAAUGCUAAACACUUAUUUAAUUCCCACGUAAUCAUCACUGGAUAAAAGUGCUGAUAAUGUUGUAAAAACUAUUUAAGUACAGUGUUAGUAUCGCCCAUAUAAACUUGCUUUCGUAAUACUGAAUAAAUCUUUUACAGUUUCUCUUCAUAAUUAUCAA
Molecule: messenger RNA, 3277 nt
Organism: Chiloscyllium plagiosum (whitespotted bambooshark)
Lineage: Eukaryota; Metazoa; Chordata; Chondrichthyes; Orectolobiformes; Hemiscylliidae
Product: transducin beta-like protein 3
Biological process (GO): endonucleolytic cleavage in 5'-ETS of tricistronic rRNA transcript (SSU-rRNA, 5.8S rRNA, LSU-rRNA); endonucleolytic cleavage to generate mature 5'-end of SSU-rRNA from (SSU-rRNA, 5.8S rRNA, LSU-rRNA)
Cellular component (GO): 90S preribosome; nucleolus; small-subunit processome
Molecular function (GO): U3 snoRNA binding; protein binding
Source: RefSeq, a predicted model, not a curated record